Molecule: messenger RNA, 4141 nt
Organism: Dunckerocampus dactyliophorus (ringed pipefish)
Lineage: Eukaryota; Metazoa; Chordata; Actinopteri; Syngnathiformes; Syngnathidae
Gene: prozb
Product: protein Z, vitamin K-dependent plasma glycoprotein b
Exons: 7
Coding region: 11-1819 (602 amino acids)
Biological process (GO): proteolysis
Cellular component (GO): extracellular region
Molecular function (GO): serine-type endopeptidase activity; calcium ion binding
Source: RefSeq, a predicted model, not a curated record
AGCUCUAAUAAUGUUAAUAGGUUGUAAGCAAGUCUUCUAUGCUCUGGUUUUAGUUGGUAUCAGGAGAUGUCCCUCAGCAAAUGAUAUAAACAAACACGCCUACUGCUUGUUUUGGGAGGUCAGAGUCCAAGAACACACAGUUCACUGCAAAAUGAACUUGAUGUCAACAUCUGAACACGUGGACAUCAUGGAGACCACACAUUCAGUAGGCAAUCAGGUGACUUGUCCUUGUCAUGGAGGACUAUGUGCAGGAGCUUUUCACACUGUCCUUGACGACCGGGAUGUGACGAGACUCAUCCACCCCAAUGUGUGUGUGCGUGCACUCAGCAUCAUGGCCGUCUGCGUUAUGUUCCCUCGAAUGUCUCUCCUCUGGCUUACCUUGCUUGCAUGCAGUCUUCAGGCGCUUGGCCAAGGCAACGUGUUUGUACGAGCACCAGCAGCACAAAGCAUCUUCCUGCGGUCUAAACGAGCCAACCUGUUUUUCGUGGAGGAGAUACUGCAAGGCAACCUGGAGCGAGAGUGUUAUGAGGAGCUGUGCAGUUAUGAGGAGGCCAUGGAGUACUUUGAAGACAGUGCCAAGACGCUUGCCUUCUGGACCAUUUACUCUGACAAGCACCAGUGCCUUCCUAACCCCUGCCUUCACGGUGGGAACUGCACCAUCAAGGUGGGUGGAUUCCACUGCUCCUGCACGGCCCCCCACCACGGAUCAGUUUGUGAACUGGGAGCACAAGUCGAGACGAACAGCCAGGAAGAUGAAGCGGAGGCGCUAAAAGCUCCACGGGGGGCAGGUGACCCUCAGGGAUUUACCAAAGACCCUCAGAUUGACUGUCCUGCUUCAACAUGUUCUGUUUCAGGAAUGGUGCCAUGCCCCACCAAAGGCCCAGGCGUCUGUCACCAGCUGUGCACGGUGUCCUCUCGCAACUUCUCAUGCUCCUGUGUGGCGGGCUUCAAACUGCAGAGUGAUGGGCAGACCUGCCUGCCUGAAGUGGAGUUUCCCUGCGGACGACUUCCUGGCAUCCCUACGACAGGACCAUUAUGUCACCAUGGAGACUGUCCUUGGCAGGCUUUGCUGUUGGACAGUGGCGGGGCAGAGCUGUGUGCCGGCGUACUGUUGGGUCAGCGGUCCGUUCUGAUCGCUGCCAGCUGCCUCCUACAGGAAGCUGACCCCCACCCCUCCAACUUCUUAGUUGUCACUGGCAACAAGGGAACACUGAUGUCAGUCAAAGCUUUCUACAUCCACAAACGCUACCUUCAAAAUCACCAUGACAACAACCUUGCCUUCGUCGAGUUGGCCAGCCCCCUGCCCUUGGGCACCGCCCUCAUCCACCUGUGUUUGCCCACCAAGGAUUUCAGUGAAAACAUCCUCAUGUAUCCUGGGAGGGCUGGGGUUGCAACGAGCAUGAACCAGAACUUGGACCAGAACCUAGUCUACACGAGUUUGGACGAGUGUCGCCGCCAGCUUAAUGUCUCGCUUCCACUAAACAAUAAAAUGUUCUGCAUGAAGAGUCCAAGCGGACCAAUAGGGAUGCACAAUCAAACCCAGAUGGAGAGUCUCAACGAACCCCAAACUGAAGGUCGUCCAACAAUAAAGUCCAGAGCUCGGCAAUGUGGCGGUCUGGUGGCCGGUAUGCCUGUGGCCACAAUGGAGCGCGGGACUGCGUUUCUAACAGGACUGCUCAUUUUGCCACCUAAAGGCUGUCCUCAGAACGGGCUGGCGUUCACCAAAGUGUCCCGAUACCUAGCUUGGAUCAGACUGCAUUUGGAGGCUGCUGAGAACCACAUGACCACACAAGCCCCCGAAUCAAAUAAGACUAACUGAACCAACUUUUGAGUGACCUGUCCAGUUUAGGACGUCACACAUUCUCUGCCAAAGAUCAUCAAUUAAAGAUGCUCUCCUCUAUAACAUCACUGCAAAAUCAGUAUUAGUUUAGUUCAAACAGAGUGAGACAUCCUGUUUCUGGAGAAUAGCAAGCGUUUGGAACAUCAAAUAUGAUGAAUUGUCUCGUAUUACAUUUAAAAUGAAAUCACUUGUUAGAAAUCUUAUGUAGGCCAUAAAAUCUGUUGUGGAAAUAAAUAUUUCUUAAGAAAAGAGAAUGCCUGGAAUAAAGACAGGGAGUUUGCACAGUUUAUUUCUUUUGCAAAAGAGGUCAGACAUGGCUGUCUGCAGAUGUCUGGGGCUAUAUAAGUCUUUAUACUCCAUAACAGCGGCGGCCAACCAGUCAGAGAUCAAGAGCCACAUGUUUUAGUGUGUUACUGCAAAGAGCCACAUCAUACACAUGAACAUCAUUCCCUCCUCACACACAUACCUUUGCUCAGACAGAUUUAUGUGACUGCAAAGUUCAGGACCUUUCGGAAAUUGAUGUUGCCAGGUUGAUGUUGCCGUGGAGCGAGCUGAAGUGUCGCUGAAGAUUUGAAGCUUUGAAAUGCGAUAAAGACGCCUGACACAAAAGGCAGAGUGGCUGGUUGCGCUCAACAAAAAAAUACAAAACAUGACACAUUGGCUUUGUUCUGCUUUUUUGGAAUCAACGGGCAUAAAAUAAACCUAUUAAAAUUGAUUUUAUUUUAUUUUUUUUUUAUUAGAAUUGGUUUCUCCAAAACCUAGAUGAAACAAAGGUAGGUGUGAGUUACAACAACAGCUCCAAGUUGGGAAAAUAUGUGAAAUCAGUACGUAGUGACAGUGACUUGAUUGUACAACACACUGAUGUAAGUAAGUUAUUUUUUUCUACUAUUUUUACUGUAUUUAAUACUUUGCCUACAGCCAAUGGUCAUGCUAAUGAGAGCAAAUGAUCCAUUCAAACCCAAAUUUACAACUGGAGGAACAUUACUACAGUGUGACAAUGUCGGCUUUAAUGCACAUUGAGACAGAGACAGAUUGUGUAUUGGCUUCAAUUGAUUGAAACCUCGUAUUGCAUGGCAACCACUUAAAUGCACAAGCUAGAUGCUAAGAGGCAACAUAUGGCAUAAUGGCAGAGUGGUUAGCGCAAUUUAAAAAAUGUAAGAUUCAUCAAUCCCAAUGGCCAAACUAUUAACAAAGUGUCUGUAUUCAGUCAAACAUGAUGACUGCCUACUGCUCCUCAGAGAUUAGUCAUGUGCAGAUCACAUUUAUGUACAUCGUAGAUGUGAAAUGUUGUGUUGCUCAUUCAUUUCUUUUCUAUGUUCUAGGUGAAUGUUAAAUGACCUGACAUCUGGUGACCCUGAUGAAGGCCCUGAGGAGGACGUACCGGCGCUCCAGGACGCAGAAAGCCCCACUCUCAGGGUGGUCAAAUGAGAGACCAGGGGCCUCACUUAAAAAACUGUGCGUGGAAAUCUGUCUAACAGUCUGCGUACGCCAGAAACCCAACAUGUACGUGCAGACAAAAAUAUUUAGACCUAAAAAAAGUGGCAUAUGCACACAUUCAUGCAAUUUGUGCUUCACCCGCUGUCCAAAUGCCUUCAAUUCACUGUAAAUGGUCAGUGCAAAGCAGCUCAUGAAUGUGGCGCCCAUAUUUAGUGACCCUUGAAUGCAUUUCGUUCUUAUGAAUAACGGCUUCUGAGAAGCUGAAGACGAAGAAGUUGGAGAGCUGGAGGCCCGUAAAAAUAUCAUAUUUGGGGGACAGCUGUGGCAUUACGAACAACAGGAAAAUAAGCCAGCGCAGCAUCCGCUGUCAACAGCGUCAGUGGAACGGGGCCAACUGUGGCAGAAGUCGUCGUACACACAUUUCCAUUUCUAGCGUAGUAUCUGAUAUACUAACAUACAAAAUGCCAAAUCUUAUAUGUUUUUUUAUAACUUAAUGAGUAUGAGGCUCUGCUCACGAGAGUCUGGCCAGCUGCUCAAUAGUAAACAAUAGUAUAUCAGUAUAUCAGACGGAACGGCAAAUGAGGGGUAAUGUAAUUAAACAUACACCAGACCUACUAUAGAACCUCAGUGUGGCACUUGAACCUCUUCCGCUUGUACACAAUGUAGACAAUUUUGGAAAGGGCCCAACCAAAGAUGCUAUAGGUGCCAUGAUUCUAUAGAUGUGACAGUCACUGGUCAACAUCAAAACAACAUGUGUAUUGACCAUGUAAGGAAAGGACCAACCCUUCAGACAACAGGUUGACAUAAUGGUUUGCAAACCCUAUAAGUUUGACUUCUUGACAAAUUCUCGUUGUAAGUUCUUCU